UUUGGGACACACAACGCAGUCUCACACCAAGGGAAUCUGGAUGUGGUGUAUGCCUCAUCCCAAGAAGCCAGACCACACCCUGGUUCUGCUUGAUACUGAGGGCUUUGGAGAUACAGAGAAGGGUGACAACGAGAAUGACUCCUGGAUCUUUGCCUUGGCAAUCCUUCUGAGCAGCACAAUUGUAUACAAUACUCUGACAACCAUCAACCAGCAGGCCCUGGACAAACUGCACUUUGUGACAGAACUGUCAAAUUAAAUCAAGACAAAAUCUUCGCCUGAUAAUAAAGAGGUAGAAGACUCAGCUGACUUUGUGAGCUGCUUUCCAGUUUUCGUGUGGACUCUGAGAGAUUUCACAUUGGACCUACAAGCAGAUGGACAACCCAUCACUGCAGAUGAGCUCCUGGAGCGGGCACUGAAGCUAAAACAAGGUACUGAUCAAAAAAGUUUAAGCUCUAAUGAGCUUCGACUGUGCAUCCGAAAGUUCUUCCCAAUAAGGAAGUGCUUUGUAUUUGACCCGCCUGCUUUGAAGAAACACCUUAAACACCUGGAUAAGCAAAACGACAAAGAUCUGGAGCGUGAUUUUAUAGAACAAGUUGCAGAAUUCCGUUCCUACAUCCUCAGCCAAUCCAGUGCCAAAACGGUGUCAGAUGGCAUCAUUGUCAACGGGCCCUAUCUAGAGAACCUGGUACAGACCUAUGUUAGUACCAUCAACAAUGAGUAUCUACCCUGCAUGGAGAAUACAGCCUUGCUCAUGGCUCCGGGCGAGAACUUGGCUGUAGUGCAGAAGGCCAUGGCCCACUAUGACCACCAGAUGAGCCAGAAGGUGCAGCUGCCCACGGAAACCCUUGAAGAGCUGCUGGACUUGCACAGGGCUUGUGAGAGAGAGGCCAUUGAAAUCUUCACAAAGAACGCUUUCAAGGAUGUGGACAACUUAUUUAGAAAGGAAUUAGGGGACCAGCUGGAAGCAAAGCGAGAUUAUUUCUGUAACAAGAAUGUGAAAGCAUCAUCAGACUGUUGCAAGGUUUUACUUCAGGAUAUUUUUGGUCCUCUGGAAGAAGAUGUGAAGCAGGGAAAAUUUUCUAAACCAGAAGAUUACCAUCUCUUUAUUCAGAAGAAACAAGAGCUAAAGAAAAAAUACUACCAGACACCCAAAAAGGGGAUACAGGCAGAAGAAAUGUUGAAAAAAUGCUUGCAGUCCAUAGAGGACAUGGCUGAUGAAUUUCUGGAGGAUGAACAGUCACUCACAGAAAAGGGAAAAGAUUGAUGAAUGCAUGAAGGCUAAAUAAACAGAAGCUACAAACAAAAUGCUGGAGGAAACCAAAAGAAAAAUGAGCAAAUGGAAAGAUAAGAGUUAUCAGACACAUCUGAAACAGUUGACUGAGAAGAUGGCGGAGUAUAGGGCCCAGUUAAUGGCAGAUAAGAAAGGAUCUUCUUUUUUUUGAGAUUUUUGCUAUAGGGUGUAUACACUCACCCGAGAGACAGAGAGACAGAAAACAAGACAGCUCCCCCUGGGGAGAUUGGCCCCCAGGGAGUAUGGACACACACCACAGUCCCUUCUCCUCCAUUCUCCCCCUUCUCCAUUCUUCCCCUUCUCAGGGCUUAAACUGUAGUCAACUACGUGGGAGUCCACUGAUAAAACUAUAACACCACCUGCUCGACCCAAGGAUCUUAGCUCUUAAACUUCAGGUAUUCAAUUGCAUCAUCUCAGUGUUCUCUGCCAGUGCCUCAAAAGAAAAUCCUAAGCCCCCCACCUAAAGGAAGUGUCUGCCUCCUGUACUCUACUACAUUUUUCAUUCCUCUAUAAAUUUUACCCUAGACUACCUCUGGUUUUUAAAGGCUGCUUAUUUGUAGGAUAAAAUCCCAGAGACUCCUUCAUUAUGCUAUCACGAAUAAAUGAUAUUUAUUAAUACAAGUACUACAAAAGUGUUUUUGCUUUGUUUUGUUAUUUUAAAGUUUUUGUCAUAGGGCACACAUGCUCACCAGAGAGACAGUGACAGGGAAAAUGAAAAAUCACCCACUGGUGGGAUGGCUACACUCAAUCCCUUCUCCUUUCUCCUCCUGGGAUUUUGGACCCAUACCCACAUACACCUUAAUGACCACGCCAUCUAUUGGCUCUACUGUGCAAGGGUUUUACAGGCAGUCUGAUCAAAUCAGUACCUAAUGGCACAAGAACUAUUUUCUCAUUUGCUAAGUGAAGAAAAUGUAAUUUCAUAAGAGGUAGAUAAUUUUAAUAAGUAACUUUUCUAAAAUCAGACUAUCUGAUAAAAUACUUAGUAUGUCCUUCCUACUGGGACCCAUAGUGAUUUUGUUUCUGCAAUAUAUGGUAUGACUUUACCUCUGGAAGCUCCAUAAUGAGUAGGGAGACUUGCCAACCAUCUGCCCCCUUAAGCACACUGAUUAAGGGUCCAUGCUUUCAGUACCUACUUGUUCUUCAGUCUCUACUCUGCAUCUACGUUAAAUCUGAUGUCAGCUCAGAAACGACCUAUGGGUUACUUCAGAUCCUGAUCUCCUCAACUUAACUUCUGUUAGGGUGGCAUGUUGGUUAAGGCACUGGGCUACCCACAUGUUCGACCACAGUUCAAGUCCCAGACCUGUCAGUUUGCUUUCUAGCUUUCUCUGAAAGUCAACUUCUUUUUAUAAAAAAAAACAAUGAGUUCCAGGCAGCACAUUUUGCUUAUUUAUUAAUGCUUUGAAUUUUAAAAAAGCAUUAAUAAAAAUGCAUGCAAUCUUUAUUCAUAAUAGUUGCGUUCUCACAGGACAGUCAGACUACUGCACACAAAUACUCUUCAAUAUUAUGUUACAAUCAACCAGAACUUGUUUUGCUUGUUAAAUACAGCCACAGAUUAAUGAUUUUCAGAUGGAAAAAAUAAUUCGGAAUUUUUUGUAAUAAAUUUACCUAUGGUAACCUCCAAUUGAUCAAGAUUUGCCCAGUCUUAGUACAAUAAAAAGUAGCUUUGGAA
Molecule: messenger RNA, 2960 nt
Organism: Tupaia belangeri chinensis (Chinese tree shrew)
Lineage: Eukaryota; Metazoa; Chordata; Mammalia; Scandentia; Tupaiidae
Product: guanylate-binding protein 2-like
Exons: 8
Molecular function (GO): GTPase activity; GTP binding
Source: RefSeq, a predicted model, not a curated record